GCUGCCCCUGACUUCUCCUUCCCCAGGAGCCUCGUUAACGGGACCUUCUCCGAAGUCAAGGACAGGAUGUUUUCGCACUUGCCCUCCCUGCAGCUGCUCUUGCUGAACUCUAACUCCUUCACUGUUAUCCGAGAUGAUGCCUUUGCCGGUCUCUUCCACCUUGAGUACUUAUUCAUUGAAGGAAACAAAAUUCAAACCAUUUCAAGAAAUGCAUUUCGUGGCCUUCGAGACCUGACUCACCUUUCUUUGGCCAAUAACCAUCUUAAAGCUCUGCCAAGGGAUGUCUUCAGUGACUUAGAUUCUUUAAUUGAACUAGAUUUAAGGGGAAAUAAAUUCGAGUGUGACUGCAAAGCCAAAUGGCUGUUUUUGUGGUUAAAGAUGACAAAUUCCACUGUUUCUGAUGUCCUGUGUAUUGGUCCAGCAGAAUAUCAGGAUAAGAAGUUAAAUGAUGUGGCAAGUUUUGAUUAUGAAUGCACCACUACAGAUUUUGUUGUUCACCAGGUUUUGCCCUACCACUCAGUGUCCGUGGAUACAUUCAACUCUAAGAACGAUGUGUUCGUAGCCAUUGCACAGCCCAGCAUGGAGAACUGCAUGGUCCUCGAGUGGGAUCACAUUGAAAUGAAUUUCAGGAGUUAUGACAAUAUCACAGGUCAGUCCAUAGUGGGAUGUAAAGCCAUUCUUGUUGGUGACCAAGUCUUUGUGGUAGUGGCACAGCUCUUUGGUGGCUCACACAUCUACAAGUAUGACGAAAGCUGGACGAAAUUUGUGAAAUUCCAGGAUAUCGAAGUAUCUCGCAUUUCCAAACCAAAUGACAUAGAGCUGUUUGAGAUAGACAGCGAGAUGUUUUUUGUUAUAGCAGAUAGCUCUAAGGCAGGUUUGUCAACAGUGUACAAGUGGAAUAACAAAGGUUUCUACUCCUACCAGUCACUUCAUGAGUGGUUCAGGGACACUGAUGCUGAGUUCCUGGAUAUAGAUGGGAAAUCGCAUUUAAUCCUCUCUAGCCGCUCACAGGUUCCCAUCAUACUCCAGUGGAACAAAGUUUCAAAGAAGUUUGUCCCACACAGUGAAAUCCCCAACAUGGAGGACGUCUUGGCUGUGAAGAGUUUUAGGAUGGAAAACAACCUGUUCAUCACCCUCACGAGGUUCAUUGGCGACUCCAGAGUCAUGAAAUGGAAUAGCAAACAGUUUGUGGAGAUACAGGCUCUUCCCUCCCGAGGAGCCAUGAUACUGCAGCCUUUCUCCUUCAAAAGUAAUCACUACCUGGCCUUGGGAAGUGACUAUACCUUCUCCCAGAUAUACCAGUGGGAUGGGGAGAAGAAGCUCUUUAGGUUGUUUAAAGAAAUCUAUGUGCAAGCACCGCGUUCGUUCACAGCCGUGUCAACAGAUCGAAGAGAUUUUUUCUUUGCUUCUAGUUUUAAAGGAAACACACAGAUAUUUGAACACAUCAUCAUUGACCUGAGUUUAUGAAAAGCUGCUGGAGUGAAAUUCAUUUAAAAUGGCAUUUAUACACAAGCAAAACAGAGACCUGUCCAAAAAUAGGGUGCACCUGUGGACCUGUGGACAGCAUUUUGCGGGCCUUGGAAACUUGCCUAUUAAUCAGGGAUUGCAUCUACUUGGUUACUGCAUGUCAUGUCCAUUUUAGCCUUUUUCAAAAACACUUUGCAAUCUGCAGUCAUUCAGAGGAGAGUGCUAUGCAUUAAGAUUAAUUUUGACAUCCAAGACUGGUCUGCAUUUUACCCCGAAACCUGCCUUAAAUUGGUUAUCUCAUUUAAAAAAAAAAAAAAAGGGCAAAGAGGAAAUCAUGCAAAGCAUAGAAAGGUCUUGAUUCCUAAACUAACAUCUCAGUAGUGAUAUUUAAGAUGGGAGGCAGCUGUGCAUAGUUGCUGAUGGACUAUAAAAGUGAACGGCAACUUUCCAAAAUGCGCUUUUUGUUCGGUUCUUGAGGAAUGUCUUCAAAGUCUUUGUGGUUUAUAAUAAGCCCAAGGCAUCACUUUAACUCAUUGCAGAUCAAAAGGAAAGCCAUAAUCCACUGCCAUUUUUCUUCCAUUAAUCG
Messenger RNA from Tinamus guttatus (white-throated tinamou), 2053 nucleotides. NCBI's taxonomy places the organism in Eukaryota, Metazoa, Chordata, Aves, Tinamiformes, Tinamidae. The record is from RefSeq and is a predicted model, not a curated record.